Molecule: messenger RNA, 456 nt
Organism: Adineta steineri
Lineage: Eukaryota; Metazoa; Rotifera; Eurotatoria; Adinetida; Adinetidae
Source: the annotation of a GenBank genome assembly
AUGGCUCGUUGUUGUCAAAAUUUUUGUAAAGAGUUCAAAGCAUUUGCCCUUCGUGGCGAUGUAAUAGAUUUAGCAGUUGGUAUUGUUAUUGGUACAGCUUUUGUGAAUUUAGUUCAAUCGCUUGUCGAUGAUAUUAUUACACCACCAUUAGGUCUUAUUUUAGGUGGUGUUGAUUUUGUUAAUUUAACAAUAAAAAUGAAAAAUUUCAUCUACAAAAAUCAACCACCUGUUGUUAUUCGAUAUGGCAAAUUUAUUCAAACAAUAAUAUCAUUAUUUAUUGUGUUAUUUGCAGUAUUUUUUGUUAUUAAAGCUAUUAAUAGAUUACAUCAUAUUUCAACAAAAAAGAAACCCAAGCCGGAAAAUGAAGAAUUAGUACAACUUGAAAUAAAUCAAGAAGUUAAAGUUUUAUGUGAAAUACGAGAUUUAUUAGCAAAACAAUCUUCAGUUGUUCGAUAG